AUUUACGGGUGAAUUGAACGUAUUUGCAGUGGAUUUUAUAAAUUGUGCAGUUAAUAAAAUAAACAUGAGUGUGAAUUUGAAAAGGGCCUUGUUAUGUGUCAUAAUAGACGAACUAUGUAAUGAUGAUAUACAAGAACCAACCCAAAUAAAGAGGAGAAAGGUUUGAUCUAAAAGUUGGUAUUUAAAUAGGCCUGAAUUAUCACAUUCGAACUUGUUGAAAGAGUUGGAAAUUAGUGCACCCAGUGACUUCAAGAACUUUUUAAGAAUGGACAGUGAAACGUAUAAUGAAUUAUUGCGAAAAGUAAGUCCAUUCAUUAAGAAACAGGACACAAUAAUGCGUGAUGCGAUAUCUCCUAACGAACGUCUGUCCGCAACUCUUCGGUUUUUAACUAGUGGGCAGACUUUUGAAGAUUUGAAAUUCCUUACUGCAAUUUCACCACAAUCUUUAGGAGUGUUGAUAAUGGAGACGUGUUCGGCAAUAAUUAAAGUAUUAAAGCCAUAUAUUAAGCUGCCGGCAACCGAAGACGAAUGGAAAGCCGUUGCCACCGAAUUUGGGGAUAGGUGGAACUUCCCAAAUUGCAUUGGCGCUUUGGACGGGAAACAUGUGCAAAUAAAAAAACCUAAUUGCUCAGGGUCGUAUUAUUUCAAUUAUAAAAAAACUUUUAGCAUUGUAUUACUAGCGUUAGUUAGCGCGAACUAUGAGUUUUUAAUGGUUGAAGCCGGCGCAAAUGGGCGUGUUUCUGAUGCUGGUGUGUUUCAGAAUAGCAAAUUUUUUGAGAAAUUGAAUGAUGGAUUACUUAACAUUCCACACUCACAAGCUAUACCUGAAUUUUCUGAAGUAGAUAUGCCCUUUGUUUUUGUGGGGGAUGACGCCUUUCCAUUAUUGAGGAAUUUGAUGAAACCGUACAGCCGCAAUAAUCUAUCAAUAGAAGAAAGGGUAUACAAUUACAAGGGCUAGAAGGAUUGUGGAAAAUGCUUUUGGAAUUGUGGCAACGCGAUUCCGCAUACUUAUAAACCCCAUGAAUUUGAACCCUAAAAAAGCUAGCAUAAUAGUUCUAGCAUGUUGUUAUCUCCACAAUUUUUUAAGGACAACCAACCCCUCGGUCUACUUAAGAGGAAGUGUUGAUAUUGAACAUAUAAAUAAUGGUGAUAUUCAAUUGGGUGCUUGGAGACAAGACAGCCAGCAGCUUUCUGAACUUCAACCAACUGCAUCGAGAAAUGCAGCUUCAAUAGCAAAAGAAACAAGAAUGAAAUACACAAGGUAUUUUAAUGGAGUUGGAGCAGUG
Hermetia illucens (black soldier fly) is the source of this 1286-nucleotide messenger RNA. RefSeq names its product protein ALP1-like. The coding region runs from base 266 to 958 and encodes 230 amino acids. The record is from RefSeq and is a predicted model, not a curated record. The transcript has 2 exons. NCBI's taxonomy places the organism in Eukaryota, Metazoa, Arthropoda, Insecta, Diptera, Stratiomyidae.